Messenger RNA from Sceloporus undulatus (fence lizard), 3037 nucleotides. Its product is annotated as interferon-induced GTP-binding protein Mx1-like. Gene Ontology annotation, molecular function: GTPase activity; GTP binding; microtubule binding. The transcript has 14 exons. Gene Ontology annotation, cellular component: microtubule; cytoplasm; nucleus. Gene Ontology annotation, biological process: defense response to virus. Lineage: Eukaryota; Metazoa; Chordata; Lepidosauria; Squamata; Phrynosomatidae. The coding region runs from base 203 to 2401 and encodes 732 amino acids. The record is from RefSeq and is a predicted model, not a curated record.
AAGCCUGGGCUGGGAAAGAAGCCACACUCCCCUUGCCUAGCUUUCGUUUUCUUGCAAUUGAAAGGAGGAGGGUGGGAGCAGGAACCGGAAAGCCAAGCCAAGCAUCCAAAGAAAGGUAGAUCAGGAACAUCCACAAGAAGUCCCUUGGGUCCAGACUCUUAGCAGGUAAAGGGAAUUUUUAAAAAAACACCCAUAGAACUAAAUGUCAAAGUCCCGUGGCCGGCGUGAGACUCUCUCUGAACGACGCAGUCGAAAACUUGAGAGAGCAUCCUCUUCAGACGAGGAGAUGGGUGACCCACAGAGACCCCAAGGUGGUUUUCUUAAUCAUCAGCCAUGUUACACUUUCAGCCUACAACCAGGUACACUUGCUGUGCCAAAUGUAUUUGUUCCCAUGAAAAACGAAGGCUUUAAGUUCAAUCCACCGUCUACACAAAAGGAGGAUUCAAACAACCUGCUACAACAGAAACAGAGAAAUAAGAAGCUAGAAAACACUUUGUACAACCAGUAUGAAGAGAAGAUCCGUCCUUGCAUUGACCUCAUUGAUUCCCUGAGAGCUCUUGGUGUGGAAAAGGACUUGGCAUUGCCAGCAAUUGCUGUGAUUGGAGAUCAGAGCUCUGGGAAGAGUUCUGUCCUUGAAGCGCUGUCUGGAGUUGCUCUUCCCAGAGGCAGUGGCAUUGUCACCAGAUGUCCGUUAGCUCUCAAACUGAAGAAACUACCUGCUGGUCAUAUGUGGAAAGGGAAAAUCAGUUACCUGGAAAAAAAACUGGAACUCUCAAGCCCUUCAGAAGUGGAAAGAGAAAUAAGAAAAGCUCAGAACAUAAUGGCUGGCGAAGGAGUGGGCAUUAGCCAUAAAUUAAUUAGCCUAGAAAUUAAUUCUCCAGAGGUUCCAGACUUGACACUGAUCGAUCUACCAGGGAUUGCAAGAGUGGCCAUUGGUAAUCAGCCAACAGAUAUUGGAGAACAGAUCAAAAAGCUGAUAAAAACAUUUAUUGAUAGGCAAGAGACAAUAAAUUUAGUGGUGGUUCCAAGUAAUGUGGAUAUUGCCACAACUGAGGCACUGAAGAUGGCUCAGGAGGUGGAUCCAGAAGGGGAAAGAACGCUUGGGAUCCUGACGAAGCCUGACCUGAUGGAUAAAGGAACUGAGGGGGCUGUAGUGAACAUAGUGAGAAACUUGGUCAUCCCCCUGAAAAAGGGGUAUAUGAUUGUGAAAUGCCGAGGGCAGCAAGACAUUCAGUCCAAUCUGACGCUAGCCUCUGCAAUCGAGAAAGAGAGAUCAUUUUUUGAGAAUCAUCAGCAUUUUAGCAUGCUUCUAAAGGAAAAAAGAGCCACAAUUCCCUUACUGGCUGAAAAACUUACAAGUGAACUUGUGCAACAUAUUAGUAGAUCUUUGCCAACUUUAGAAGAACAAAUAAGUUACCAGCUUCAAAAAGCAAGUGAUGAGAUGCGCAGAUACGGCAAAGGCAUGCCAGAAUCAGAAGGCGAGAAGUUAUAUUUUUUAACAGAUAAAAUCCAACUGUUUAAUGCGGAUAUCACCAGUACAGUACAAGGAGAAGAAAAAUUAUCUGAUAAGGACACCAGGCUGUUCACAAAAAUCCGUAAAGAAUUUCAGAAGUGGGGACGAAUAAUUGAUGAGAAUGGCAAAAACAUUGAAAAAUCCCUCCAUCCUGAGGAGUGGAGAUUUGAACAUCAGUAUCGUGGACGAGAGCUGCCAGGUUUUAUCAAUUACAGAACAUUUGAAAGUAUUAUAAGGAGGCAUGUUACAGGACUAGAAAUUCCUGCUAUGGAAAUAUUAAAUAAAGUGAUAGAAAUAGUGCGUCAAGCUUUCACAGAGGUUGCAAAGGUUCAUUUUGAAGAUUUUCCCCAUCUUUAUAUUCAAGCAAAGAAAAGAAUUGAAAGUAUUAAGGAGAAACAAGCAGCAGAAGCUGAAGCAAUAGUUAGAAUCCAGUUUCAAAUGGAACAGACCGUAUUUUCCCAGGAUGACAUCUACAGGCGAGAACUAAGCAUUAUAAAGGAUGGAGGAAAAAAUAAUUUUAACUCUGCACUCAUUGUCUCUCUGAGUGGAAAAAAUUCUCUGGGUUCCCUGGGCAAUGAUGUCAAUUUGGGAACAACUGCUUCUCCGGAAGAUAUGUCCAUCAAAGAAAUAUCUUAUCAUUUGAAGACCUACUUCAGUGGUGCAGGAAGCCGUCUCUCCUGUCAAAUCCCUCUCAUUAUCCAGUUCUAUGUCCUCAAGAAAUAUGGAGACAAUCUGCAAAAUGAAAUGCUGCACCUACUUCAAGAUAGAGACAAGCUGAGCAUUUACCUCCAGGAGCGCAAAGAUGCUGCAGAACAGAGGCAGUUUCUUACUGAUCGCAUUAAGCGCCUGACUGAAGCCCGGAAUCACUUGGCAAAGUUUCCUGGUUAAAAGAGGAUUCACCACCACAUACAAUGUUUCUGGGCUGUUAUGAGGCUAAAUAGAUGUCAGUUAAAAUAAAGUGGUUAUUUUAAUUGUUUCAAUACAGGGUUGGGAAUCAUGAACUCUUCAUGUUGGUAACACAUAUUGGCUGUGUUUUUUUCUUUUUCUUUCUUUUUUUCAUAUUAAAUUUUAUUGUACAAAAUUAAUUAAAAAAUUACAAUCAAUAUUUUGACACAUAUGUAUAAAAUACAAGAAAAGAGACAACAGAAAUGACAACAGAAAAACAAAAACAAAAAAUAAAAGAAAAAAAUAAAUUCUACUUCCUGAUCUGCGGCUGUGAACGUGUUAUUUUCCUAAAUUCCUACUUUCUCCUAUAAAGAUCUUUCACCAAUAUCCAAAGAGUAUUAUUACUAAGACCUUUCAUGUACUGAAUAAAUCUCAGAUAUGUCUGUCUUACGUCUAAAGCAUCUCUCUCAUUCAUACCUAAUAGGGAGGAUGAAAAAAGACAAAAAAUAAUUAGGAACUGUAAUCUACCUACUUAACAUAUUCUCCCUUUUGCUUUAAACUAUGAAUACUGCUAUGAGUAUCUCAGUUCAUUUACGCAAUUUUUAUAUAUACCCGUAUUUUCCAGCGUAUAAGACGGCU